Messenger RNA from Humulus lupulus (European hop), 495 nucleotides. RefSeq lists its product as uncharacterized. The coding region runs from base 1 to 495 and encodes 164 amino acids. The record is from RefSeq and is a predicted model, not a curated record. The transcript has a single exon. NCBI's taxonomy places the organism in Eukaryota, Viridiplantae, Streptophyta, Magnoliopsida, Rosales, Cannabaceae.
AUGGUGGAUCCGGAUCCUGAAGAAAGGAGUGAUUCCUCCAACUCUCGGGGGUCGUCUAUCCCCAGGCCUGACGAGGAUAUGUAUUACACUCCCCGGAGGCCUAGGGGAUGUCCACGUGGGAGCAUGGGCGCCAGGAGGAUGAAGCAAGUGCCACCACCGGCGUCUCAGCUAACACAGCCAAGGCCACGGAGGAGUAACCGGGCUGAGGCUACUGCCAACCCGACUGCAGAAGUACCAACAGGAAUGGGUAAUAACCUAGCCCCCUCGGCGGCUCGGAACCCUAACCCUGAUGCUGCGCGAAACAACCCGGAACCUAAUCGGGCAAACUCUGGACCAUCCAGGCCCGACAAUGGGAGAAAACCACUGUCACCCAUAAGGCACCCACCAACACCAAUAAGGCACCCGUCGCCAAUCCAAGAGGUCCCACGAACUGCACAUCGGAGGCCAUCUUGCAGCGGCAGUCGAGAUGGAAACCGACAGGCUAGGCCUGGAUAG